CGGCGGUGCCGGUGCCGCAGCCGGGGUUGGGGUGUCACCAUGAGCCUUGUGCUGGAGACGCUGCUGGGGCCCCCGGGGGGGCUCCGCAAGGACCUCACCCGCACCGCCCCGCGCUCCGCCGCCUCCAGCGGCUUCUACUCCUGGUCGGUACCGGCGGGGCGGGUUCGAGGCGGCGGUGGUGGUAGCGCUGCCGCUUCCUCCACCGAGAGCCUGGACUCGGUGAACGGCGAACCUCGGGUACGGAACGAGAAAGAGCUGCUGCAAGUGCUGAACGAUCGUUUCGCCGGUUACAUCGAACGGGUGCGGGCGCUGGAGCAGCAGAACCGGGCGCUGGCGGCCGAGGCGGAGGCGCUGCGGCAGCAGCAGGCGGGGCGCUCGGCUAUGGGCGAGCUGUACGCCAGGGAGCUGCGCGAUAUGCGGGGCACCGUGCUGCGGCUCGGGGCCGAGAAGGGGCAGCUGAGGCUGGAGAGGGCCCGCCUGGCCGAGGACGUGGCCACGCUGCGGGGGAGGCUGGAAGAGGAGGCUCGGCAGCGGAGCGAGCUGGAGGCUGCAGCCCGCGGGCUCGCCCAGCGCUCGGCGCAGGAGGAGAGGGCGCGGGGGCCUCUGGAGGAGCGAGCCCGAGCGCUGCGGGAGGAGGCUGAGCUUCUGAAGAAGCAGCACCGGGCGGAGGUGGGCGCGCUGCUGCGGGGAGCCCGAGCGGAGCCCCUCGCCGAGGCCCCCCCCGCCCUGCGCCCCGGUGUCACCGAUGCUCUCCGUGACCUGCGCGCCCAGCUGGAGGGCACGGCGGCUCGCAGCACGCUGCAGGCCGAGGAGUGGUUCCGCGUGAGGCUGGACAAGCUCUCAGAGGUUGCCAAGGUGAACACGGAUGCCAUCCGCUUGGCCCAGGAAGAGAUCUGUGAGUACCGCCGCCAGCUCCAGGCCAAGACCACUGAGCUUGAAGCUCUCAAAGGGACGCAGGAGUCGCUGGAGAGGCAGAGGCAGGACUCGGAGGAGCGCCAUCAUGCAGAUGUUCUGUCCUAUCAGGAAACCAUCCAGCAGCUUGACAAUGAGCUGAGGAACACCAAGUGGGAGAUGGCAGCUCAGCUCCGCGAGUACCAGGAUCUGCUCAAUGUCAAAAUGGCCCUGGACAUUGAAAUUGCUGCCUAUAGAAAGCUCUUGGAAGGGGAGGAAUAUCGGAUUGAGACUGGCCUUGGGAUGCUCUCCUUCCCUGAGGUGGCCCCCAAAGCUCCCAGCAUCACCACCAACAUCAAGGUGAAGAGUGAAGAGAAGAUCAAGGUGGUGGAAAAGUCUGAGAAGGAGACAGUGAUUGUGGAGGAGCAGACAGAGGAAAUUCAGGUGACUGAGGAGGUCACAGAGGAGGAUGAGGCUGAGAAAGAAACUGAAGGUGAAAAAGCUGAAAAGGAGGAGGAAGAAGAGGAGAAAGCUGAAGCAGAGGGUGAAGAAGAGGAGGCCAAGUCCCCAGAGAAACCUGAGUCCCCCUCAAAGGAGGAGGCCAAGAGCCCAGCUGUUAAGUCCCCAGAAAAGCCACCAACCCCCUCAAAGGAAGAAGCCAAAACCCCAACUGUCAAGUCCCCUGAAAAGCCACAAGCGCCCCCAAAAGAAGAGGCCAAGACCCUGGCUAUCAAGUCCCCAGAGAAACCUACUACUCCCUCAAAAGAAGAGGCCAAGAGCCCAGCAGUGACGUCUCCAGAGAAGCCCCCAGCCCCCUCAAAAGAGGAGGCCAAGAGUCCAGCUGUCAAGUCUCCAGAGAAACCUGCACCUCCCUCAAAAGAGGAGGUCAAAACUCCAUCUGUCAAGUCUCCGGAGAAACCCACAACUCCCUCAAAAGAAGAGGCCAAGACCCCAGCUGUCAAGUCUCCAGAGAAACCUGCACCUCCCUCAAAAGAGGAGGUCAAAACUCCAUCUGUCAAGUCUCCGGAGAAACCCACAACCCCCUCAAAAGAAGAGGCCAAGACCCCAGCUGUGAAGUCCCCUGAGAAAGCCCCAACCCCCUCAAAGGAGGAGGCCAAAAGUCCAGCAGCGAAGUCUCCAGAGAAAGCCCCAACCCCUUCAAGAGAGGAAGCCAAGAGUCCAGCGGUGAAGUCCCCCGAGAAAGCCCCAACCCCCUUAAAGGAGGAGGCCAAGACCCCAACUGUGAAGUCCCCUGAGAAAGCCAAGUCUCCUGUGGAGGAGGCCAAGUCUCCACAGAAGGAAGUGGCCCCAGCCAAGGAGCCCACGCCCUCCCCUCCAAAGGAGCCAAAAGCCCCUGCAAAGGAAGAGCAGCCCAAAGAGGUGAAGGCUCCAUCCAAGCCCAAAGAUGAGGAAGGCAAGAAAGAAGUUCCCAAGAAGGAUGCCCCAGCCAAGGUGGAGGAGAAGCCCAAAGACAAGGCAGCUGCUGUGCCAGAGCCUCCAGCCCCACAGGUGAAGGAGCCCACCAAGGCGGUCACCAAACCUGCAGAAGAAGGAAAGGCUGAGAAGGAGGCUCCACCCAAACCUCAGCAGGAGGUUGGCAAAGUGGCUGUAAAGGAAGCUGAGAAGCCAAAAGCUGAGGAGAAGGUGGAAGAGCCCAAGAAGAAGGCAGAGGAGCCCAAAGAUAAGGCAGACCCCAAAGAUAAGGCAAAGCCCAAAGAUGACCCCAAAGCCAGUAAAGAGUCCCCCAAGGCCGAAGCCCCUAAAGAGGCUCCCUCCAGCAAGGAGGGUAAAGCCCCAGAGCCGGCACCUGCUGCAGGGAAGAAGUGAGGGAGACGUGGGAGCUGAAGAGCACCUCUGGGCAUGGGAGCUGCUCCGCUCCCCUCCAAUGGCCGGGCUUUACCUUAGCAAUAUGUCUGUGUGAGAGACACAGCCCCCGCUGUCCUGCCCCGGGGGCUUGGCCGAUAGCUUCCCUAGCAGAACGUGAUGUACGCCGAGCGCCACAUUUAAACACUUGAAUUAUAACCGAGGAGAAGGGGACCCAGGGGACCAACCCACCCUUCUCCAGUAAGUGCAUUUAUUCAAUGUAUGUGCAAUUGAUGGACGAGUGCAAUGCAGAGCUCUAGCUGCUUGGGACGGGGGCUGGUGGGGUCUUUGGGGUCUUUCCCUGCCAUGGGGGUGAACAAUUGCCCCUCUGAGCAGUGACCCAGGGUGCAGCGGGAGAGGCUGGGCACUGCAGGAAUGCUCACAGACACACGGUGCACUAGGAACCUCAGCCCACUGUUGUUUGCUUACUGUGCAAUAACCAAAUAAAGUGCUUACAGAGACGCCC
Molecule: messenger RNA, 3220 nt
Organism: Cuculus canorus (common cuckoo)
Lineage: Eukaryota; Metazoa; Chordata; Aves; Cuculiformes; Cuculidae
Gene: NEFH
Product: neurofilament heavy chain
Exons: 4
Coding region: 40-2718 (892 amino acids)
Biological process (GO): axon development
Cellular component (GO): neurofilament; axon
Molecular function (GO): structural constituent of postsynaptic intermediate filament cytoskeleton
Source: RefSeq, a predicted model, not a curated record